AUGUCACAUGCAACCUUAAGCCCAAUUAGACCUACUUGCAAGCUCACACAACAUCCAGCCCAAGCCCGAUUCUGCCAAGCUUGCUGCCACAGACAGUCCACACUCAUGUAUGCUGGGUCUUGCUUCUCGUGCCAUGGCUUGGAUCUUGCUGAGCCAAGGCUACUCACGGCCCAAGUCAAAGACUUGGCCUCUCCAAAAGCCACUCAUGUCUUGCUUACCACAACAAACAAACAACACAUCGAAUUUUUCUUUGUCUUGUCUUGUUGUGGAACUUGA
Molecule: messenger RNA, 276 nt
Organism: Prunus armeniaca (apricot)
Lineage: Eukaryota; Viridiplantae; Streptophyta; Magnoliopsida; Rosales; Rosaceae
Source: the annotation of a GenBank genome assembly